This is a messenger RNA of Marmota flaviventris (yellow-bellied marmot), 602 nucleotides long. RefSeq names its product KRAB domain-containing protein 4. The record is from RefSeq and is a predicted model, not a curated record. Gene Ontology annotation, biological process: regulation of DNA-templated transcription. NCBI's taxonomy places the organism in Eukaryota, Metazoa, Chordata, Mammalia, Rodentia, Sciuridae.
ACUCGGAGCGCCCGGGAGGGAGGCUCUAGUUCACAGAAGCUGUUGUCAUCCGACACUGAGGUUUUGGGACUUGGCGGAGAAGGCAGAGUGUACAACUGAGACCACUGCUAACCAAUUUAAGACUCCAGAUUAUCAGCACCCUGGCUUCCUCAGUCAGUCUAAGAAGCCCCAGCCUGAGACCUCUGGAGGAGGCCUCCAUCCUUUGUCCAGAGCAGAACAGGAUGGCCAUUUCCCAGGAAUCCCUGACCUUCAGGGACGUGUUUGUGGACUUCACCCUGGAAGAGUGGCAGCAACUGGACCCUGCUCAGAAAAACCUCUACAGGGAUGUCAUGCUUGAGAACUACAGCCACCUGGUGUCUCUGGGGUAUCUACUUGCCCAACCAGAUGUGCUCUUCAGGUUGGGACAAGGAGAAGAGGCCUGGAGGGCAGAUGGAAGGACUCCGAUACAGAGCUGUCCAGGUGAGCAGAAUCCAGAUGUAUCCAUUUUUGCCUCAUGUAUUUUGAAGUGCUGUUAUUAGAAGUCUGGCAAGUUGAUGAGCAGAUAGAUAACUACAAGGAAAGUCAAGACAGACCUCUGUGGCAAGCUGCAGUCAUAGACAAGG